AUGGGGCAUGCAGCUGAAACGAUUUCAACUGUUCCGGGACGACGUCCGGGAUCUGGUCAACCUCACAGUCGACAGAAUGGACGUCUACCACCUCAUCGGAGCACUCUUCAUGAAGUUCUGCAUCAUCGUAUUCUGCAAGGGGCGAAUCCAGGCGUCUGCCCCACCCUUCGUCCUGCACCUGUUCCAACUGUCCAAUGCAUGUGCCUUCCUGUACUUGCUGCUGGCCGUCUGGCUCAGCAUGCACGCUUCGAUUGCAUCUCACAGCUUCGGUGUGAAGAUGUUGCCAAGCUGCUCACAGUUGCUUAG
Molecule: messenger RNA, 306 nt
Organism: Symbiodinium sp. CCMP2592
Lineage: Eukaryota; Dinophyceae; Suessiales; Symbiodiniaceae
Source: the annotation of a GenBank genome assembly